Molecule: messenger RNA, 321 nt
Organism: Cicer arietinum (chickpea)
Lineage: Eukaryota; Viridiplantae; Streptophyta; Magnoliopsida; Fabales; Fabaceae
Source: RefSeq, a predicted model, not a curated record
AUGAGUCUCAAUUGUCUUACCUGUGGCCAAGCCCUUCAAAGGGAAAAUUCUGAAAGAGAAAAUUUACCUGAAAUCAUCGAAGUUAAGACUUGUACGAGGAAAGUGAGAAUACAAAUUGAUAGAAGUUGGUCAGGGAAUUUAUCCCCACCACAAUGUGAAAGUAGUGGUGGUGCUGUGGAUAAGAUAAAAACAGAACAUCGUCGUACCCAAAGUGAAGGAAAUGUUGGACCAAGAUUGUUAAGGAGCAGUGGAAUGAGAAGAGAUUGGUGUUUGGAGGACUUGAUUGGACAACAAGAUAAAAUUGGGGUUAGAUGCUAUUGA